Pogoniulus pusillus (Red-fronted tinkerbird) is the source of this 701-nucleotide messenger RNA. It is a transcript of the gene RPL34, whose product is annotated as ribosomal protein L34. Bases 31 to 339 code for a protein of 102 amino acids. The transcript has 5 exons. Gene Ontology annotation, molecular function: structural constituent of ribosome. Gene Ontology annotation, biological process: translation. Gene Ontology annotation, cellular component: cytosolic large ribosomal subunit; ribosome. The record is from RefSeq and is a predicted model, not a curated record. NCBI's taxonomy places the organism in Eukaryota, Metazoa, Chordata, Aves, Piciformes, Lybiidae.
CCAUCCGCCGUCUGGUGGGCGGUGUUCAAAAUGGUUCAGCGCUUGACCUAUCGCCGUAGGUUAUCCUACAACACAGCUUCCAACAAGACUAGACUGUCCCGAACACCUGGGAACAGGAUUGUUUACCUUUACACCAAGAAAGUGGGGAAGGCACCAAAGUCAGCAUGUGGUAUUUGCCCAGGAAGACUUCGUGGUGUUCGUGCUGUGCGUCCUAAAGUUCUUAUGAGGUUGUCAAAAACAAAGAAGCAUGUUAGCAGAGCCUAUGGUGGUUCCAUGUGUGCUAAGUGUGUCCGUGACCGGGACCAAGACUUGGAAGACUCUUGUCUGAUGUUACUGUAAUAAAAGAGCGUAAGCAUGAAGGCACAUAAGCAGUGAUGCAUAUGAUUUUAUCUCUUGGGUUUGAACUAGUUGGUGCAUGCAACUUCUUUGUAGAGUCAUUGUUCAUAAUUUCUUACUGUACUUUUGCUUUGGUGCUAAACUCUGCUCAUUCUACAUUUUUGGUUUUCAUAGUGAGUCCCCAGUGUAAAGAUUUUUUCUCUUUUGUCCUAUUCUUUUAUCUUGUCCAAAGAUACUAGUGUAAGAUCAUCUGUCUCUGUGGUAUUUUGGUAUUAAAAGGUAAUAAAUGGUUGCGUGUUAGGCGUCUUUAAAUGCCCAAGCUUUACCAUAGCCUUUGCUGGGCCUGACUGAAUUCAGUUUUGUUG